Molecule: messenger RNA, 596 nt
Organism: Hibiscus syriacus
Lineage: Eukaryota; Viridiplantae; Streptophyta; Magnoliopsida; Malvales; Malvaceae
Exons: 2
Coding region: 102-596 (164 amino acids)
Source: RefSeq, a predicted model, not a curated record
GUGCUGGUGGAGCUGUACAGAAAGUGACUGCUGUUUCACCUUCUUUUUCUUCCAAUCUUUGUUAGUUUUGCAUCUUAGUUUGAGCAGAGAGAGAGAGAGAGAUGGGGAAUUGUCAGGCCAUUGAUGCUGCUGCGUUGGUGAUACAACAUCCGUGUGGGAAGAUGGACAGAUUGUAUUGGUCCGUACCCGUGAGCGAAGUCAUGAGGAUGAAUCCCGGUCAUUGUAUUUCGCUCAUCAUUCUAUUACCUGAUCGGAACGACAAUCCAGAAGACGAGACCGUACGUUUCACUCGUGUCAAGCUUCUUCGUCCUGGUGAAACUCUCACACUCGGCCAUGCUUAUUGCCUCGUCACAUCUCAUGAGGUUAUGGAGGUUUUAAGGGCGAAGAAAUAUGCGAAACCGAAACGGCAACAACACCUGGAAUCAAGUGAAAAGCUGCAGCAUGAACAAGAACAAGGGAACCAAAGCUUGCAGUCUCAGGCGGCAAUGACAAAGCAUGAAAGACGACGCCCGACGAUAGCACCUGCGAACGCAGCUGCAAUGAGCUCAAAAUCAUGGCGGCCUUCAUUACAGAGCACCUCCGAGUCUUCAACCUAG